AUGACAAGCCCGAUGUACCGUAAACGGAAACGAUGGGCUGAAGCGUACUUCUCGGGGCAUUUUUUUGGUGGGAAUACCACAACACAACGUGUCGAGGGUAUGCAUAAGAACUUGAAGGAUGGAAUUGGUAGAGGCAUGAAGUUAGUGGAGUGUAUUCCACGGAUUGAAAGAUCGUUAUUGAGGUUGAGAAAUGAGAAUGUGAAGGAUGACUUUGAUUCCAACAAUUCACACCCACUCCUUCGUACGCACCUCCGAUCACUAGAGGAACAUGCAGCUUCUAUUUUCACUCACGAUAUUUACAAGUUGAUAAGAAAUGAGAUAAACAAGGAGGCUAAAUUAAUUCUCGUGCAACCCGUAAGAAACAAUGAAGAUCCUCAUGUUUACACAUUUUCCAAAUUUGGAAGACCCGAUGAGAAAUGGACUGUAGUGUACUACAAGAAAGAGCAACAUCUGCAGUGUUUGUGCAAAUUAUUUGAAUCUAGUGGAAUUCCAUGUUGUCAUAUGUUUGGAGUCAUGAAAUGUGAUCAUAUGGAUCAAAUACAUCCGUCCGUAAUAAUGAAGAGAUGGACAAAGGAUGCAAGACACGGGAGUGAAUUUGUAGUCAAGUUGGAUGAUGUUCCCAACGAAACUAUUCAAAUGGCUAGGUUUGGGUCAUUAAGCUCUGAUUUUAACAAGCUUUGUUUUUAUGGGUCGCAGACAGAAGUCGCUUACAAGAGGCUAAAGGCUGAAUUUGGGAGAUUAAAUACUUUGGUUGAGAGAUGGAAGGAGCAACAUGAGCAAACUAGUCUUAAUCUAGGAUGCCAUAAUAAUGUUGUAAGAGACCCCAUAGUUGCUAAGACAAAAGGAAAGCAAACAACGGGAAGCAAAGGCAAAAAGGCCCCCCAAUGCGGAGAGUGCAAGGUUACUGGUCACAACAAAAGAAACUGUCCAAAUAGCAUUGUUGGUGAGAGAGGUAAGCGGAAAAGGGGUUAUACAAGUGACAGGAGCGAUUUUCUUUCUAGUUUUGGACCACAAGAUGACACAACUGUUGGAAACAAAACAUUUUUUUCCUCCUCGAGUGCUGUUCAUGGGACUAAGACGUUGUCCUCUUCUUAUACAACCCCUAACUCGGGCUUCUCAUAUGGCGAAGUGUCUAGUGGCUCCACUCAUUACAACUCAAAUGAUUUCACCUUUGAGACACCCGAGUAUAGUGUAUUGGAAUCACAAUUUGACACACAAGCCUCACCACCUAGAGAUCGUAAUAGAUUUUGGGUUCCGUUCACCCCAAUAAAAUGA
This is a messenger RNA of Prunus avium (sweet cherry), 1275 nucleotides long. NCBI's taxonomy places the organism in Eukaryota, Viridiplantae, Streptophyta, Magnoliopsida, Rosales, Rosaceae. The record is from RefSeq and is a predicted model, not a curated record.